Mycena indigotica is the source of this 1425-nucleotide messenger RNA. Its product is annotated as Serine/threonine-protein kinase pim-2. The coding region runs from base 1 to 1425 and encodes 474 amino acids. Gene Ontology annotation, biological process: negative regulation of glycogen biosynthetic process; intracellular signal transduction; protein phosphorylation. The record is from RefSeq and is a predicted model, not a curated record. The transcript is spliced from 2 exons. Gene Ontology annotation, molecular function: ATP binding; protein serine/threonine kinase activity. Lineage: Eukaryota; Fungi; Basidiomycota; Agaricomycetes; Agaricales; Mycenaceae. Gene Ontology annotation, cellular component: nucleus; cytosol; cytoplasm.
AUGCCGUCUCCUGAUACCCGUCGCUCGAAUCGCCGCACCGUGCCUAGGCUUUCUCACGAAACCGGCUACCUCUCACACGCUUCCUCAUUUCCUGGAUGUCCGCCAAACUACGAUGAACCUUAUCGCGCUACGGCCUUCCAUUCCUCGCCAAUAAUCCCCUUCAGUCCAAGUCCGCCUCUUUCUCAGUCGUCAAGCUUUUUGUCUCCCGACGAAGGCGAGGUCUUUUCGCGUUGUUACGAUAGUGACCCUGGCCCUGUAACUCGAUCGUUGCCCUACGAUUGCAAGGCCGCCGUCCAUUCUCCUUGCUUCCCUGCCCACCAUAUCCUCAACCCUGUCUUUGCUUGCUCAUACAAACUACUCGAUCAACUUGGUUCUGGCGGUUACGGCUUUGUUAUGACUGCGGUUCAUCGAUUCACUGGUCAAGAAUACGCCGUCAAAUUCAUCGAAAAAAGCAAAGUGCCCGACUCUGCGUGGAUGUACGAUGGCGUAAGUUCCUUUCUUAUCACUGUCGAAGACUCCAUUUCAUUCUAUACUUGCUUUAAGAAUGGAUGUAGGAUCCCAACCGAAAUCUUGUUGCUUCGCGCUAUGGACCAUCCCAAUAUUGUUGCCUAUAUCGACUCGUUCGAAGAUGAGGUCUACUUCUAUCUGGUGCAAGAGCUUCACGGAUCACCAUGGCAUAAGCCAAGCUCACCUUCGUGUUCCCUUUCACCGUCAUCCAGCAUGCCGUCUCUUUCCCCCUCAGUCUCCGCCGACUCAAUAACCGUAUCUGAACCGGCAACUCCGCCGUCAUCUAUUCAUCACCAACAACUGCCCCAUGGCAUUCAAGAUAAUCAACCCAAGAGUAGUCCAUCCAUCGGACCAGGUCUUUCUCUACCUCGCCCACAAUAUUCGCGUCGCCCUUCCCAUGAUCUGUUUGAGUGCAUCGAACAAUCAGAAAACAAGCGUUUAUCGGAGUGUCAGGCACAGCAUGUGCUGAAACAGGUUGUCGAGGCUGUCUACUACCUGGAUAUCAAUGGGGCUUCGCACAGAGAUAUCAAGGACGAAAACGUGGUCAUAGACGAGAACCUCACCGUUAAACUCAUCGAUUUUGGAAGUGCAGUGGUUGAGAAUCCUCAUGCCCGUUCAUACCACACUCAUUUCUAUGGAACGACGGCUUAUGCAUCUCCGGAAAUACUCAGGAAACGGCCCUAUAAGGCUGCGCCUGCGGAAGUGUGGACGAUUGGAGUGCUUUUAAGCUUCCUAUUGACAGGUUCAUCUCCGUUUCCGACUGUUCGAGACGCUCUGCACGGCCGAAUCAUUCUGACAGAGUGUCCAACCGAUAUUUCUAAGGCGGCUUUGGAUUUGAUGAGCAUGUGUCUUGAACCCGAUGCGAAGAGAAGGCCGACUAUAAGACAAGUUCGGGCACAUCGUUGGCUACAGUUCUAG